AUGGGUACCCUCCACCUCUUUAGGGGCCCCCUGAGCAGCAAGAAGCCCUGCGGAAGCCAGAGGGGACAGAAGGUGGAGAGGAGGCAAGGAAAAAAAGAAUUAAAAGAAUUAAAAGAAUUAAAGGAAUUAAAAGAAUUGAAAGAAUUAAAAAAGACAGAAAGUGACUUUGCUGCUGCUGCGGACUUUUGUGGGGUUUUCGAAGAGAUAAAAGAAUUGACCAAAGAGUCACCCGAGGCUUUUGGCCUUUUGCUGUUUGACAGAUUUGUUGCAGCUCCAAUUAAAAGCAUCUUUUUGGGUUCUCGCCUCGAAAUAGAAACUCCCAAUUGUGGCUGCCGCAUUGCCUUUGAGGGGCACAUCUUGCGGCCAGUGCAGCUGGGGGCCCCCCAGGGGGGCCCCCCGGGGGCCCCCCCGGGGGCCCCCCCGGGGGCCCCCCCGGGGGCCCCCAAAGGCGGGCACCAGGGGGGCCCCCCGAGGGGCCCCCUGGGGGCCCCCAGCUGCAGCAGUCGGGAGCAGCUUCCACAAGGCAGAGGCCGGGAGAGCAGCAGCGCUGCGCAGCCCAAGACGAAGGCCCAGACUGCAGCAGCAGCAGCAGCAGCAGCAGCAGCAGCAGCAGCAGCAGCAGCAGCAGCAGCAGAGAGCCCGCUGCCGCUUGCUGCGCUGCGCAUAGUGCGCCGCAAGUGGAGAGUGGGGGCUGUUGAGCGGCUGCUUCCUUCGGGCCCCACAACUGCAUGCGUUUGUGCAUGCGCAUGCAGCCCCACAGACUCCCGCGGUGUCUCUGCAGCUCCGGGUGUAUCUGCAGCUCCGGGUGUAUCUGCAGCUCCGGGUGUCUCUGCAGCUCCGGGUGUAUCUGCAGCUCCUGGUAUGUUUGCAGCUUCGGGUGUAUCUGCAGCUUCGGGUGUAUCUGCAGCUUCGGGUGUAUGUACAACUCCAGGUGUAUGUGCAGUUGGGGUGUAUGUACAGCCUGGGGUGCAUGUACAGUUGGGGUGUAUGUACAGCUUCGGGUGUAUGUACAGUUGGGGUGUAUGUGCAGCUUCGGGUGUAUGUGCAGCUGGGGUGUAUGUGCAGUUGGGGUGUAUGUACAGCUGGGGUGUAUCUACAACUCCAGGUGUAUGUACAGUUAGGGUGUAUGUGCAGCUUGGGGUGUAUGUACAGCUGGGGUGUAUGUGGAGUUGGGGUGUAUGUACACCUUGGGGUGUAUGUACAACUCCAGGUGUAUGUACAGUUGGGGUGUAUGUGGAGUUGGGGUGUAUAUACAGCUGGGGUGUAUGUACAGUUGGGGUGUAUGUACAGUUGGGGUGUAUGUACACCUUGGGUUGUAUGUGGAGUUGGGGUGUAUGUACAGCUGGGGUGUAUGUGCAGGUGCAUGCACGCGGUGUCUGUACAGCUCGAAGGCGCUGCUGGUGA
Eimeria necatrix is the source of this 1404-nucleotide messenger RNA. RefSeq lists its product as hypothetical. The record is from RefSeq and is a predicted model, not a curated record. Lineage: Eukaryota; Apicomplexa; Conoidasida; Eucoccidiorida; Eimeriidae.